AUGCAAAAGGACAUCGCCGUCACUUCCCAUCUCUACGAGCAUCAUGUCUCAACCCCCAACCGCCCCCAAGGCGCAGUAAUCAAAGCCGCACGAUAUGCGAAGCCUGAGACCUCGUCCAAAAGAGCCGCCGAGAACUUGACCAGAUUACGGCAGUCAGCCAAAGAUUCAGCGGACCGUCACCCAAGCCCACUGACAGCCGAGCAACUUGACAUCGUCCAAGUCCCCAAAGCCGAUCUCUUCGUUGUCGUAGGUGAGCUGCUCUAUUGUCCGGACAGCAGCAACGGAGCUCCGAAGUCGAACCCACGCACCCUGGACAGCAGCAAUGAUGAACAACAAGAAGAGGACGAGAAGGAGGAGGGUCCGACCGUGUGGGCGUCUCACCUCAUCUGCACCAAAGUCCGCAGUGAGAGGUGCAAUCUGUUUGCUUUGGUCUCGGACGAGGAGGGAGGAGGAAAGUCAUGGACAUUCCUAAGCCUUCCGCAAAGCGGUAAUGAUUGGGUGGCCUAUUACCCAGAGUUCACCGGCUACCCGGACGCGCUACAAGACAGCCAGCAUAAGAGAAGGCGGGCAGUGUGGAAGCAGAGGAUAGCUGCUUUUUGUGCCCUUUUUCUGGCAACUGGCAAUGGGAAAGAUGGAGGAGACAAGACUUCGGCCGCCGUUCGAGGGGCUGAGGAGGAGGUUUCAGUGCCGGAGACGUCGUCGGCGGUAGUUGGUGGGCAGACUACUAGUUCCCACGUCGAGCCCGCUGAGCACGCGAGGGUUUUCCAGUUGACGAGGCGCCUCCUCUACCCGUCUGGCCCAAAUGGCGGCGGGAUUGACGAGUACGGAGUCCAGGAGAUCACGGAAACAUGCCAGACAACAUGGAAGCUUCAGAAGGGACAGCUUACCAAGAAGCAUAUCCGCGAAAUUAGCCGAUGUGUGGGAGAGGGUUUUCUGGCAGACAAACCAGCAUUGCCACCGUUUAAGCACCAAGCCUUCGUCCUCAACUGUUCGAUUUUGGCUAGGAAUGCGGCCAAACGCAAAAUGGCUGUGGUCUGGGACAACAUCGCCGAGGACGCUUACGACAUGGCUUGGAAUACCACGUGCCCUCAUCCGUCCAGUCGAGGAGCCUGGAGCUCGGAAGUAAUUGUCAUCGAUGAUUGA
Sordaria macrospora k-hell is the source of this 1143-nucleotide messenger RNA. RefSeq lists its product as uncharacterized. The record is from RefSeq and is a predicted model, not a curated record. Lineage: Eukaryota; Fungi; Ascomycota; Sordariomycetes; Sordariales; Sordariaceae.